Messenger RNA from Penicillium cinerascens, 1932 nucleotides. RefSeq lists its product as uncharacterized. NCBI's taxonomy places the organism in Eukaryota, Fungi, Ascomycota, Eurotiomycetes, Eurotiales, Aspergillaceae. Gene Ontology annotation, molecular function: protein binding. The transcript is spliced from 4 exons. The record is from RefSeq and is a predicted model, not a curated record. Bases 37 to 1932 code for a protein of 631 amino acids.
AGUUUCACUUCCAAAACUGUACCCGUACCGAGCAUCAUGCUGGACAAAUUGCCAUGCGAGAUUCUUUUCUUGAUCGCAAACUUUCUGCCAGCUGCACAUCUGGGCAUUAUGAGUCAAGUCUCGUCCAGACUGUAUACAGCGCUGAUUCCCCUGAUUUAUCGGGCCGUCACUUUCCGCGCCACCAGUGAGUGGGCAUUGAAUGUCCUCGAUGUCGAUUCCUUCUUUCUCCACCAUGGUCGCCCACAGGCAGCCAACCAUCUGCAGCAUAUUAGGCAUCUGCAUUUUUACGCACCAAUCAAUCUCGCUCGGUUCAAUCGGUGUGCAUAUUAUAGCAUAUUCCGCACUGCGGGGCUUUCGCCGUGUUCAUCCACGCUCGGUACAUCCGAUAACACGGUGGCGCACGAACAUUUUCUGGAUGGCAUUACGGAGCAACUCAGGCUUGUUUUUGCUCACCUGAAGCCUGAUAGCCUGCGUACCUUCCAGUGGCGACUAGGCACAUGUCUUCCGAUGGGAGUACUGGACAAGGGGGGUUAUCUCAGUCAACACCAAAGGCGGCUAUCAAGACUGUUGCUGGUUACUGAUGGAACCUGUCCACAAACUUCCAUUGGCUUGGGUGGCCUGUCUGAAUUAUCAUGUUUAACAACACUAGCGUGGGAAGGAAUUCAGCAUCCGAGCGAGAUUGAAUCACUGCGGCAGUGUAUCGAUCGGAACUGGGGUCAUCUGACCGACCUUUCGAUUGGAUUCAUCUCAUCCGCUGCCUCUCGGGCUUUAUGUUGGGAAAUAUUUGGGUUGCACCGGCCAGAAAUCUCGGUUUCUAAAGAUAAAUUCGCUGAACGGUCAAUGUCAUUUUCGCCCCUGUCCGCUCUAUCACUCUCCAAAGUCACUCUUCCAUCAGAACUCUCAUUAUACGGCUCCAUGUUCCGCUCCCUGCGCACAUUGACUUUGCGAGAUUGCUCGAAUCAAGUGCACUUAUUACGAUGGCUGGCUCAGUCACCAGCCUCGCUGCAACUUGAGCAUUUUGAAGCAUGUAUUGACCCCCUAAUAUUCGAGCCAGGCGAAGAUUGUGGUUUUGCCGCACUUGUUGAAUUUCUCUUAUCUUUUCAAGGGCUCAGAGGUCUGCACUUGAAAUUAUCUAAUUUCCCCACCUGGGGACUUGCCCUUCAAGAUGCCAUCCGACACCACCGGAGAACGUUGAAAAACCUCGUCUAUCAUGAGCGACAACUCGAACGAAUCGACGAUGAUGGGUUGUUUGAGAAUGAUCGAGAUGCUCUCCCAUAUUGGAUCUCAAAUCUGUCCGGCGUUGUGGAUUUAAGUCGCAUGACCGCUUUGGCACUUUGCGCGAGCCCAUCCGCAGCACGGCAAUGCUUGGAGCCUGAGGCCAGCAAAUUGCAGCUGCAGGUUUUACACUUACGUUUUAGCGGGCCUGAGAAGAUUCACCGUGAUAUUAAAAGAGAAAUCGAGGCCCUCCUUUAUGAGAGACAUACUAAAUCUAUGUCUUUGCCGCCCAUGAAAGAUUAUGAUGAAUACUCGGCUCUUAUCGGCGAUUAUUUUGAUUUCUUACUACCCAGAAAUUACAGCUUACCUGAAACCACUCUGAAACCUCCGUCCCCUUGUGAAGCUGAAGAAUUCCUGGCCUUUGCUGAAUGGGCUUUUGGCCCGAGCGGCCUACCGAAUCUUCAUGUUCUAGCGUUUGGUGAUUUCUCCCACGAAGAUCGUUAUCCUAAUCAACAGUUCUUGGUGCGACGGGUAGAUUUUGCUGAGUGCAGACAGAAAGAAGUUGGCCGAUCUGCUUUGGAAGAAAUCAGUGGGCCGUCAUUUUGUUCGGCAGAUUUGACAGACCCUUGUGUUUGGAACGAUGUUUCUGUGGACGGAGCUCAGUUCCUUGGUGCAUGUCCUGGGGGUGGCUUGAUGGAAUCGCCUUAUGAUUUCUGA